CUAGCUCAAGGGAUCAUGGACAUUGAAGCAUAUUUUGAAAGAAUUGGAUAUAAGAACUCUAGGACCAAAUUGGACUUGGAAACAUUAACUGACAUUCUUCAGCACCAAAUUCGAGCUGUUCCCUUUGAGAAUCUUAACAUCCAUUGUGGGGAAGCCAUGGAACUGGACUUAAAGGCCAUUUUUGAUCAAGUUGUGAGAAAGAACCGAGGUGGCUGGUGUCUCCAGGUCAAUUAUCUUCUGUACUGGGCUUUGACCACAAUUGGUUUUGAGACCACAAUGUUGGGAGGGUAUGUUUAUAACACUCCAGCCAACAAAUAUAGCACUGGCAUGAUUCACCUUCUACUGCAGGUGACCAUCAAUGGCAGGAACUACAUCGUUGAUGCUGGGUUUGGACGCUCCUACCAGAUGUGGCAGCCUCUGGAGUUAAUUUCUGGGAAGGAUCAACCUCAGGUGCCUUGCAUCUUCCGCCUGACAGAAGAGAGUGGAAUCUGGUUCCUGGAUCAAAUCAGAAGAGAGCAGUAUGUUCCAAACCAAGACUUUCUUAAUUCUGAUCUCCUGGAAAAUAAGAAAUAUCGAAAAAUCUAUUCCUUUACUCUUGAACCUCGAAGAAUUGAAGAUUUUGAGUCUAUGAAUACAUACUUGCAGGAAUCUCCAGCAUCUGUGUUUACAAGCAAGUCAUUUUGUUCCUUGCAGACUCCAGAAGGGGUUCACUGUUUAGUGGGCUUUACACUCACAUACAGAAGAUUCAGUUAUAGAGACAAUACAGAUAUGAUUGAGUUUAGGACUCUGAAUGAAGAGGAAAUAGAAGAAGUUUUGAAAAAUAUAUUUAAUAUUUCCUUGGAGAAAAAACUUGUGCCCAAACAUGGUGAUCGAUUUUUUACUGUUUAGAGUAGAAGUAAAAUAAACUCUUGUGUAUGUAUCACCCAGUUCAUAAAUUAUCACCUAACAGCCUAUCAUAUAUCCUCUAUAUCCCUACACUAUUU
This is a messenger RNA of Carlito syrichta (Philippine tarsier), 983 nucleotides long. Its product is annotated as arylamine N-acetyltransferase 1. The record is from RefSeq and is a predicted model, not a curated record. Gene Ontology annotation, molecular function: acetyltransferase activity. The transcript has a single exon. NCBI's taxonomy places the organism in Eukaryota, Metazoa, Chordata, Mammalia, Primates, Tarsiidae. The coding region runs from base 16 to 888 and encodes 290 amino acids.